Molecule: messenger RNA, 2002 nt
Organism: Xenia sp. Carnegie-2017
Lineage: Eukaryota; Metazoa; Cnidaria; Anthozoa; Malacalcyonacea; Xeniidae
Product: malignant fibrous histiocytoma-amplified sequence 1 homolog
Exons: 5
Coding region: 133-1983 (616 amino acids)
Molecular function (GO): protein binding
Source: RefSeq, a predicted model, not a curated record
GGUAAGGUGACAUGUGACUUGACCAGCUAUGAUCCUUCUCCAGAUUUUCCUGUGAACAUUUAUUCUCAUCCUCAGCUGCAAGUUUUUAAGAUUUUUACCAACUACAUUACGAUCCCCCAUGAAUUGGGCAGAAUGGAAAACUUAGAACAUUUGGUAUUGUGUCGUUGUGAAAAUGAAAAUGAGGAAAGCCCUCCAUUUAUCAUUCCGAAAUCUUUAGGUAAUCUUAGCCAACUCAAGGUGUUGGAUUUGCGAAACAAUAAUUUGGGAACUUUUCCUGCGCAUUUAACCAGGUUGAUUAAUCUCGAGGAGCUGUGUAUCAGUAAUUGUCAACUUACUGGCCUUCCUGAGCUUUUUGCUUAUUUACAAAAUCUGGAAAUUCUUGAUAUAAGUUAUAAUUUAUUGAAACAUCUACCAUCAUGCAUUACAAGACUUUCAAAUCUACGUAAACUUUAUGUAAACGACAGUGAUCUACAGGAUAUCCCAGAAGAUAUCAAGAAAUUGAAAAAAUUAGAGCAAUUACAGCUUACAAAGAACAAACUUUCCACUCUUCCCAAUGGACUUUUUGAGUUGAUCAAUUUGAAGAAGUUAUAUUUGAACAGCAAUCUGUUGAUGGCUUUACAUGAGAAUUUAGGCAACCUUGUCAAUUUGAGGUACCUGGUUCUUAAUCAGAAUAAAUUAAAAAUUCUACCAAGAUCUAUUGGCCAGUUAAAGGAGUUGCAAUAUCUUAAUCUUCAUGAGAAUCUCUUGUCUUCUCUACCUCGAAACAUAAAACACCUUGGAGAAAUCAAGGCACUUUUAUGUGGCAAUAAUCCUUUACAAGUUCCACCAGUUGGUGUAUGUAAUCAAGGAAUACAAAGUAUCCGUAGUUAUUAUCACGCUAUGGAUAAAACUAAAGAUAUUCAUUCAAAACGACUAAAGGUACUUAUAUUGGGAGAGUCUAUGGCGGGAAAAACAAGUCUUGUAAAAAUGUUGAUGGUGGGUGAAUCGACGCAGAUAAAUGAAGAUGACAGAACAUUUGGUGUCGUGUUUUACAAUUGGAAACCUGAACCACAUAUGGACGAGUUGGAGUUGAUGGUUAUCGAUUGCGCAGGACAGAAAGCUUAUCAAAUGACUGAUCAGCUUUUUCUCUCCGAAGGAGCGUUAUUUAUCUUGGUGGUGAAUUUAUUUCGUUACGUUUUUGAAAAUUCUGCAAAUUAUCACGAAGAAGUUGCACAAUGGAUAUCUCUAGUUGCGUCACGUGUUCCUAAAGCUAAAAUCCUAUUGGUUCCUACACACGUUGACCUAUGUCGUAAUGAAGAAGAGAUCGAUCUGAAAUGUCGAAAUAUUGUGAAAAAUAUGAAGGAACAACGCAAGGAAAUGUUACGUGAAAUAAUAGAAAACGUUAAACGUAAACUGGAACAUUGUGUUUCUUCUGAUGAAGAGUCAAAAAUUAUGGAGCAACUUCUAGAGCAGAAAGAUAAACUGCCUGUUUUGUCUUUACAUUAUAAGGAAGAGCACGAGAACUUAGACGGCAAUUUAGCCAUGAAUGUCAUUGCCAUUAGCAACAAAUCGCUGGCAGGCACCUUAAGGUUACGACGUGAACUCGUGAGGAUCGCUAGGGAUAAAAAUCUGUUCCCAUAUGUUGACAUAACUCUUCCAGAAUCAUGGAUGAAGGUCGAGAAAGAGAUCAAAGCCCUUCGGAAGUCCCUUAAAGUGCCGUGUUUAUCUUUUUCCGAGCUUCACGAGUUGUUAAUCAUUCGGAAAAUUGAAGUUACAGAGUGUGAAUUGCGAUCCUGUGUUUCGUAUUUUGACACCAUUGGUGAGCUGCAGUAUUUUAAGGACAUCCAAGGUAUGCAAAAAAAUAUUGUUUUGAAUCCGUAUUGGCUUGGAUCCUUGCUCAAGAAAAUAUUUCGGCACGAUUUUAGUCUUAAGUACAACGAAAGCAUUAGAAUGAUUGGUAUUGUAAAGUUUAUGUUUGAUCACGACAAAAAUAAAUUGCUUUAAAAUGCUGUUAUGUCUGAGA